This is a messenger RNA of Drosophila ananassae, 1468 nucleotides long. RefSeq lists its product as uncharacterized. NCBI's taxonomy places the organism in Eukaryota, Metazoa, Arthropoda, Insecta, Diptera, Drosophilidae. The transcript is spliced from 2 exons. The coding region runs from base 383 to 1231 and encodes 282 amino acids. The record is from RefSeq and is a predicted model, not a curated record.
CCGUAGAUCUCAAGACUUGGGCAUGGAUGGGCAUCCAUCCGUGGUUUGAGUAACGAAAACAUGUCAGCGCCAGUCGAACGCAUAACAAAAUAUCGCCAAUGCUAAUUGGCCCCUCCUCAAGUGGCUGCUGCAUCCAUCACCCAUCAUCCACCAGCCACCAUCCACCGGCAAGUCCAAGAUCUGUCUGCCUCCCAGCGGGCACGCCAGUUCUUUCCAUUCGAGUGCUCCGCAAUCGGCGGCCACAAUUUAUAAAAGCUCCUCCCGCCCAGCGAUUUCGCUGCAGUAGCAUCACGAGAUUACCCCCGAGUGGUCGUGGAAUUCGAACAUCUUCAAAGAGGACACUACAUCCAGCACAGCCGCCUCCUUUUGCAAUCACACCACCAUGAGGCGUCCCGAGUGGCUGCUUCUCCUGGCGUUCGUGGCGACCGCCUCGUCGGCAGUGGCUCCAAGGCGGAGACGUCACAGCACAGUAAUGGAAUCGCCCACCUCCAGUCCCACCGAUUGGAGCUUCGGCCUAGGCCCGGAGAUGAGUCUCGUGAGAAGGGUGUACGAUGAGUGCCAGGAUACCAACGACUUCAUCGGUUGCCUCAAACAAAAGGCUCUGCAUGCCCUUACUCGCGCCCUGGACCAGGACUCCAUUAAGAUCGCCGAUGGCCUCGUGCUCGAAAAGCAAAACCACAGCGAAGCGGAAAGCAUCCUGGGGUCUCUAACGGAUGCCCGUCAGUUCGGCAACCUGGCCCCCAUCGAUCGGGCCCUCCUGUCCAAGGCGGAUAAGCUCAUAAGGACGCACACGCUUAAGAUCGACAUCGCUAGCGGUGGGGACGAGGAUGCCAGCGUAGGACGAGGACACAAACAUGGACAUAAGAAAAAGCACAAGGACGGCGGCCACAUUAAGUACGUGGUGGCAGCCUUGCUUACCGCCAUGGGCAUCGCCGGUCCCGUAGGUCUCAAGGCUCUAGCGGCGAUUGCCGGCAAGGCGCUGGUCAUCAGCAAGGUGGCCCUGACCAUAGCAGGGAUCAUUGCACUAAAGAAGCUCUUCUCGCACGACCACAGCGAGGAGACCAGUUUUCAGGUGCACGCCGGUGAUCACAACAGACGCAACACCUACGUGAUCCGGCCAGUGUCGAAAACGAAUGGCGGGGCAGCAGCCGGAACUGUGGGCGUAACCGCCGCAGGUGGCAGCUCUUCGGUGGAUCCAUAUCGCUACUACUACGAGUACCACCAGCAGUAACGCCUGUUGCCUGUGUCGGGAGAAAUCUCUGGCCACGUCGGACGGAGUUCUGAAGCAGCUAGGCCACCAAAGAACGAUCCACAUUUAGCCGCUCCAGGUGGAGCCCGGCAGCUGUCCGUUUACCUUAUCGUAGUCCUUAAGUCAUAGGAUAAUUUGUUUGGACGUUGAAGCAACCGUGGAGGGGUUUUGAAAUUAUAUCUAAAAUAAAUAUUGAGUUUAAAACUAUUGUUUAACCGA